Messenger RNA from Linum tenue, 370 nucleotides. The record is from the annotation of a GenBank genome assembly. NCBI's taxonomy places the organism in Eukaryota, Viridiplantae, Streptophyta, Magnoliopsida, Malpighiales, Linaceae.
CUUGCAUUCUUGAACAGUUGUUUGGAUAACAAGCAUUCUUGAACAGACUAUGCAGCUAUGUAUACUCUUCAUGUGUAGCUGUUGGCUUCUUGACAUUGAUCCUGAACUUGCCAGAAAUUGACGUGAACAAAUUACGAAUAAAGCAUAGCUCAACUCAAAUGGCAUCCUACUGCCAAAUUAGUUUCCACCACAAGUAAUGACAACAGCAAUAACAAGAACAACGUUAAUCUUGAAAUCAAGCUUUAUCAUCCUUACAAAUUACAAUUCUAACUUGUUCACUCCUGAUUCCAGCUACACCAAGAUCAGGUCUGAUCUCCCCGAUCCACAGUCCACACAGAUUACUACUCCGUUUCUUCAUCCCCUUCUUCUU